GAAGAUGGCGGCUGGGGCUUGCAUAUAGAGGGUCCAAGCACAAUGUUUGGCUCAGCACUGACGUAUGUUAUUUUGAGAUUGCUUGGAGAGGGACCAGAUAGUGGAGAUGGAGCCAUGGAGAAAGGUCGAAACUGGAUUUUAGACCAUGGUGGAGCAACAUUUAUAACAUCAUGGGGAAAGUUUUGGCUCUCGGUAAUUGGUGUGUUUGAAUGGUCUGAUAACAACCCAGUGCCACCAGAAGUAUGGCUGCUACCAUAUAUCCUGCCAUUUCAUCCAGGGAGGAUGUGGUGCCAUUGCCGAAUGGUGUAUUUGCCAAUGUGUUACAUUUAUGGGAAGAGGUUUGUCGGCAGAAUCACACCACUUGUGUUGGAAUUAAGAAAGGAACUCUUCAAAGACCCUUACAACAAGAUUGAUUGGGACAAGGCCCGCAAUCAAUGUGCUAAGGAAGAUCUGUACUAUCCACACCCAUUCGUUCAAGAUGUCUUAUGGGCUACACUCCAUAAAUUUGUCGAACCAGUUAUGUUGCAUUGGCCUGGGAGCAAAUUGAGAGAGAAAGCUCUGGAAACUGUCAUGCAGCACGUUCACUAUGAAGAUGAGAACACUCAGUACAUUUGCAUUGCUUCUGUAAACAAGGUAUUAAAUAUGCUUGCUUGCUGGAUCGAAGAUCCAAACUCAGAGGCAUUCAAGCUCCACAUUCCGCAAGUCUAUGAUUACUUGUGGCUUGCUGAAGAUGGCAUGAAAAUGCAGGGUUAUAAUGGUAGCCAGCUUUGGGAUACAGCUUUCACAGUUCAAGCUAUUGUGGCUACCAACCUUAUUGAAGAGUUUGGUCCCACCCUUAAACUAGCACACGACUACAUUAAGAAUGCACAGGUUCGUGACGACUGCCCUGGAAAUCUGGAUGACUGGUACCGCCACACAUCUAAAGGUGCAUGGCCAUUCUCUACUGCCGAUCAUGGUUGGCCUAUAUCAGAUUGCACUGCAGAAGGACUGAAGGCCUCAUUAUUGUUAUCAAAGAUAUCUCCUGAAAUUGUUGGCGAAUCGCUGGAAGCUAAUAGAUUUUAUGAUGCUGUCAGCUGUCUGAUGUCUUAUAUGAAUGAUAAUGGUGGUUUUGCCACAUAUGAACUCACAAGGUCUCAUGCCUGGCUGGAGCUUAUUAAUCCUGCUGAGACCUUUGGCGACAUUGUGAUUGAUUGCCCGUAUGUUGAAUGUACAUCAGCAGCAAUUCAGGCCCUGACAUCAUUCAGAAAGCUCUACCCGGGGCACCGCAAGAAAGAGGUUGACAACUGUAUCAGUAAAGCUGCUAGUUUCAUUGAGAGUAUUCAGAAAAGCGACGGCUCAUGGUAUGGCUCUUGGGCUGUUUGUUUCACCUACGGCACUUGGUUUGGUGUGAAGGGAUUAGUUGCUGCUGGUAGGACAUUCGAGAACAGUCCUGCAAUCAGAAAGGCAUGCGAAUUUCUGUUAUCAAAAGAGCUUCCUUCUGGUGGUUGGGGAGAAAGCUAUUUGUCGUCUCAAGACCAGGUUUACACCAAUCUCAAAGGCAAGCGAGCUCAUGCAGUGAACACUGGUUGGGCCAUGCUGUCACUGAUUGGUGCAGGACAGGCUGAGAGAGAUCCAACACCUCUACACCGAGCAGCAAAGGUUUUGAUCAACUUGCAAUCAGAGGAUGGAGAAUUUCCUCAGCAUGAAAUCAUUGGAGUCUUCAACAAGAACUGCAUGAUCAGUUACUCCCAGUGCAGGAGCAUCUUCCCAAUUUGGGCUUUGGGAGAGUACCAGUGCCGAGUCCUAGGCGCUGGCAAGAAGUAGUGUGAUCCCAGUGUG
Molecule: messenger RNA, 1818 nt
Organism: Panicum virgatum (switchgrass)
Lineage: Eukaryota; Viridiplantae; Streptophyta; Magnoliopsida; Poales; Poaceae
Product: cycloartenol synthase-like
Exons: 17
Coding region: 43-1803 (586 amino acids)
Biological process (GO): triterpenoid biosynthetic process
Cellular component (GO): lipid droplet
Molecular function (GO): intramolecular transferase activity
Source: RefSeq, a predicted model, not a curated record